Papaver somniferum (opium poppy) is the source of this 3638-nucleotide messenger RNA. Its product is annotated as disease resistance protein RGA2-like. The coding region runs from base 115 to 1317 and encodes 400 amino acids. Gene Ontology annotation, molecular function: ADP binding. Gene Ontology annotation, biological process: defense response to other organism. The record is from RefSeq and is a predicted model, not a curated record. The transcript is spliced from 2 exons. NCBI's taxonomy places the organism in Eukaryota, Viridiplantae, Streptophyta, Magnoliopsida, Ranunculales, Papaveraceae.
AACACUUUUCCUCAGCUUAUCUCUUUGCUAUUACAUGUUAACCUUGUUCCUUAGAAAGAAUAACAAAAAAAAAAAACUCAAUCUCUUAAUUAAUCUGUUUACUAUCCUUUUAUAAUGGCUUUCGAGCGUAUUCUUAUUAAUGGUGCAUCUGAAAUAUUGAAAAACUUGAUUACUGCAGUUGGCAAUGAGAGUAGUCUGGCUUGGGGUGUGGAGGAUGAGCUGGGAAGGCUUAAACAAACAUUGGAGGUUAUUGCCGCCGUAACAUCCGCCGCAGAGAGCAAGCAGAUUAAUGAUGCUGCGAUUUCACUUUGGUUAAAAAGGCUCAAGCAAGUUUCUUACGAUGCUGAUGAUGUUCUGGACGAAAUUUCUUAUGAAGCUAUGCAUCGAUCUCAUAAUAAGGACAGUAAGGUAAAAGUAUUUUUCUCAUCCUCCAAUCAAGUUGCCUUUCGUUUAAAAAUGGCUCAUAAAAUCAAAGGCAUAAAUACACAGUUUAAGCAAAUUGCAACUGAUAUGGGCAGAUUUCAGUUUCAAAUUACUAAUAUUACUAGCAGCGGUCGAUACGAGCAACAUAAUAAGCGGAUAACUACAUCAUUCUUUGGAGAUAUUUCAAAAUUUGUAGGAAGAGAUGCAGAUAAAUCAAAAAUAGUAAAUCUUUUAACAAACAUGAGCAUGUCUUCAUCAUCAUCUUUACCAUCAACUUCUUCUUCUGUAAAUUCUAAUACACAUGAAAAUGUCUCCGUCAUAUCCAUAGUGGGUAUGGGGGGACUUGGAAAGACCAGCCUAGCACAAUCCAUCUACAAUGAUAAAUCAGUAGAAAAAUACUUCGACAAAAAAAUGUGGGUGUGCAUCUCAGAUGACUUCGAUGUGUUUAAAAUCUUAAAAAACAUUAUGGAGUCGGCAACUGGUUCUAGAUGUCAAGAUUUUUCAAACUUUGAUGUCUUUGUAAAAAAGGUUAUCGAAGAAUUACAAGGAACAAAAUAUUUGUUAGUUCUAGAUGACUUAUGGAAUGAAGAUCCCAUAGAAUGGAAUAAACUUAAGAGUGUCCUAGAUUGCUGCGGUUCUGUUGGCAGCAAAAUUAUAAUCACUACACGCAGCCAAACAGUUGCAUCUGUGGUGCAAGGUUUAAUUCCUCCUUACAAUCUAAAUGUAUUAUCUGAAGCAGAGUGUUGGUCUAUCAUCCAGAACAGAGCUUUUUCUGCUGGCGGGGCAUCCGAGACUCCAACGAUGAAAAUUAUAGGAGAGCAAAUAGCAAAAAAAAUGAGGAGGUUUGCCGCUUGCUGCAAACUUCUUUGGUUGUCUUAUGCACUCACAGAGUGAGGAGAGGCAGUGGUUGUCAUUCAGAGACAACGAAGGCUUAGAAACACUAGGAAAUCAGAGUGGUGGAAUCAUACCGAUAUUGAAAUUGAGUUACGAUACUUUACCAUCCCAUUUGAAACAAUGUUUCUCGUACUGCUGUUUAUUUCCCAAAGAUUGGGAAUAUAAUAGAGAAACAUUGGUUCGAUUGUGGAUGGCCGAAGGAUUCAUUCAUCCGCCAUCUAAUGAAGGAAAUCAAAACUCAUUAGAAGAUAUUGGUAAUGAUUACUUCCUUAGUUUGUUGUCCCGGUCUUUCUUUCAAGAUGUGACAAGUCUUUAUUACUUGGGUGACAUUUUUUCGUUCAAAAUGCAUGAUCUUGUACAUGAUCUUGCAAUGAGCGUCGUUGGAAGUCAUGAAGUCAUGAGUCUGAAGAAAAGUGAAAUGAAAAAUGAUGUGUCUCAAAUUCGUCGGCUACGUUUAAUCAUGGAAGGGAAACCACAAGAAGAAGAAUCUGAUGUGUUAAAAAAUGCAACAAGAUUGCGGACAAUUCUUUACCAAGAAGAAGGUUUUGUUUUUCCGAGUCCACUGAGUAACAAUCGUCUUCGUGUAGUACAUCGGCUAAAAGGAGACUAUAAUAGAAGCCUGAAAACUUUAUCUUCCACUUUCAAGUUCAAACAUAUGAGGUACCUUGAUCUCAGUUAUUCUAAUCUUGAAGAUAUUCAUGCCGUGUCCAUUCAUCAACUCUACAAUCUGCAAACUCUCAGCCUUUAUGGAUCCAAAAAUGUUCAAAAUAUCCUCAAUGGAAUUGGCUCUUUGAUUAAUUUGCGACAUCUAGAUCUCUAUCAUUCAGACGCCACAAUUUUACCCAUAAAUAUUGGGAAUCUCCAGAGUCUAUUGUCCCUUGAUAUUUCAUGGACAAAAAUCUCAGAAUUACCCGAUUCAAUAUCUCUCCUCCAUAAUUUAACCGAGUUCAAAUUUAAACGUUGCUGUUAUUUAAAUGCACUACCUCGUAACUUUGGAGCUCUGACACAACUAAGAUCACUUAAUUUGAGUUUUAUAACAGAAUUGCCGGAGUCUUUGACUAGCAACAUCUGUAAAUUAGAGUGUGUGAACUUGCAGGCUUGUAAGCUUCCAGAAGACAUUAAGAAUUGGGUGGAAUUGAAAUUUCUGUGGUACCGUGGAAGGAGGGAUAAUGUAAUAAUGCCUAGAGGUAUUGAAAAUCUAACUCGCCUGGAACUAUUAAAACCUUUUAUCGUCAAUGAAGAAGAAGACGUCUCCAAUAUCCAAAAAUUAGCACAUCUAAAUUCCCUUCGGUGGUUAUUGAUUGUAAACCUAGGGAAUGUGAGAGGUGGUAAAAUAGAGGCAGAGAAGGCAAAAUUGAAAGGCAAGCAAAACAUUAUAUAUUUGGAAUUACAAUGGGAUUGUUUGGAAGAAGAAGAAAAAGGAGUGGCUGUCAAUAAUUCUGUCUUGGUGUUGGAAGGUCUCCAACCUCACCAUAAUUUGGAGGAAUUAUGGAUUCAUGGUUUCCCCGGUUUAAAGCUUCCGGAGUGGGUGGGAUCAUCUUCUUGUCUUCCUAAUUUAGUGAAAUUAAAGUUAGUAUACUGCAAGAGUUGUACGGAAUUAGUAGGACUGGGUCAACUCCCGUGUCUUCAGAUUCUCAAGAUAUAUAGAAUGAAUUCAGUCAACUGUUUAGGUGAGGAGUUUUAUUAUCAUCCACAAGAAAAAGAAGAAGAAAGCAAAGGUUAUGCUAGAACAUUAUUCCCUUCCUUGACUGAGUUGCGCAUCAGGGACUUGGAAAAUUUAGAAGAAUGGUCUGCACCUCCGCCACCUGAUAAUUCAUUCCCUUUCCUUGAGAGAGUAGAGAUCGAAUAUUGCGGUAAGUUGACAUCUAUACCGGAUUUACGAUCACAAAUUUCUUCUCUAAGCAUACUGGGUUGCGAGAAGCUGGAAAGGGAGUAGCAUAUGGAAGUUUAUUUUGAAGUUCCUCCCAUGUGUUGAAUACCACACAAGUAUCAACCAACACCAAUAAAUGAUAGGGUUCAAUUUGAGCUACUUGUGAAGAAGGUAAAGAAAGAUAUGUACUGGUCUAGUUUACCAUGUCACUGCAAGCAUCAGGAUCGACAAGGAUGCUGGUACCUCAUUUCAGUGCAAUUGGAUCAAUCUGGUUCAUCUCCUUCUCCUUGAAGAGUAGACCAAUGAGAGUCUAAAUUUCAGUUUUUUAGUAUUUGGUUUGACAAUUAAUGGUAUAUUUUGUUGCCUCAGAAAUAGUUGGGAUGACAGUAAGUCCCCGUAGUCGUGAUGCAAUAUAAAGGCAUUAAUGAAGAAGUCCAGUGCAUUCGGAUUC